Messenger RNA from Racocetra persica, 342 nucleotides. The record is from the annotation of a GenBank genome assembly. NCBI's taxonomy places the organism in Eukaryota, Fungi, Glomeromycota, Glomeromycetes, Diversisporales, Gigasporaceae.
AAUACUUCUGGUUUAACUGUUGCAGUAUUUGGACAAAAAAUUACUGCGCAGGAAAUUGAAUAUCAAUUAGAGUUUCAAGAAUAUCCACGAACAUCUAAUACUGGCGUUGCAACUGUAUAUAAUAUCUCUACAUUUGAAGAUGAAAAUCAACAAAUAGCAACAAAAGUUCAAGAUGCUUUUGCUUUAAAAAAUAUUCAAUAUGCUUAUGGAGAUCCGGGAAAUAUCAAAAAAUCAAUUAAAUGUCCAUUUUUAGGUGUUAAAACUAGACGUGAAUAUCGUACAUGUCAAGGCAUUAAAGUUUGUGAAUGUGCAUCAUCUGAUCUUGAAGUUUCACAUACAAGU